CUUCACAAGGUUACUUGGAGGAAGUGUCAGGCAACGGCAGGCAGACGACCUGGUUGAGGAUCCCUGAUCACACCCGGCUUGUGACCUGCAGUUUAUGGUCGGCGUCUGUUAGUCAGCACCUUUGGUCAUCAGUAGCACAAUGGAAGAGGAACACGAAAUGGAGUCCCGCAGUACGGAGGCCAGUCGUGUAGCGCAAUGCAGGGAGGAAUACACUAAAUCCAAGCAUGGUAAGCGUCUUCCUUCCCGAGGAAAGUCUACCAGUGUGCUCGGCAAGCCUCUACCCGAGACUGAAAACCCGACUGCUGCUUAUGUUCCUGCUUCUGAUAUAUAUUCAGGCGUGUCUGCUGCUGCUAGUCGUGCUUUUGACAACGCUGAAGCAUAUGUUCCCUUCUGUCUUGUCUACGCUUCUGGUUCCCGUGCCGCUGCUGCCGCUGCCGGCGAAGUCGUCCCCCCAGACACAACUUGCCCAAACUGCAAGGAGGGUGAGGUGACUCGCAGGUUCGACAUGUGUGGCCUGUUGUCCAUGUUCUGUAAGCCGGAGAUGAGGUGCCGGGUGUGUGGGUUCGUGGCACACAAGGAGUGAGCCCCUCGUCACAGCCCUGGGGGAGGUGUAAACCCUUAGAGACCUUCGGGGAGAGAAAAAAGAAAAUUGUAUAAUUUUUAAUAGUUCUUGGAAACUCCUCAAAUUUUAUAUUUUUUAAUUUGUGAUGAAGAUAACGGCAGUUGCCGGCAUGUUUUAAUAUAAUUGUUGUAAUUUUUAGAUUGACUUUCUGUAUGUGGCUUUAUUAAGCCUGUAGAAUAAAAUACUAGUUUCCUAAAUGAACUAUUAAAUUUUACUACAAAAA
This is a messenger RNA of Procambarus clarkii (red swamp crayfish), 845 nucleotides long. RefSeq lists its product as uncharacterized. NCBI's taxonomy places the organism in Eukaryota, Metazoa, Arthropoda, Malacostraca, Decapoda, Cambaridae. The record is from RefSeq and is a predicted model, not a curated record.